AAGACAUGUCGAGCCCGCAUACGUGGCAGAAUGUCCGGAUACGAUGCGGAGCUUUCUGCUUCAACGUCCGGAUGACGCGUGAUCGAAGGAAAGAUUUCGGACAGCGCAUCUGGGCGGGCGGACGAGCGUCAUGGACACCGGAUAUGGCUAUGGCAAGGACGAAGAGGGCGGCGACGUCUUGACCAAGAUGCGCGAAGACGAGUUCCCGCACAUGCAAGGCCACGUGUACCUCGACCACGCCGGCGCAACGAUGUUCAGCGCGCACCAGCUACGGGACCACCAGCAGCUUCUGGUCACCAACCUCUAUGGCAACCCACACAGCACAUCGGCGCCCUCUGGCAGCGCAUCGGCCGCUGCCGUCGACGAUCUUCGCGCGCACCUCGCUGCCUUCUUCAAGACGUCGCUCGAGACGUACGACAUUGUGUUCACGUCGGGCGCCACCGCCGGCCUCAAGCUCGUCGGCGAAGCCUUCCAGUUCACGAGCCAAAGCGCGUUUGUGUACAGCACUGACUCGCACAACAGCGUGCUUGGCAUCCGGGCGUUCGCCCAAGCGGCCGGCGCGGCCGUUGUCGCCCUGCCCACGACCGCCCUGGACGCGCUGGCGUCUCCUGCACUCGACGAGACCAGCGUAUUGUCUUGCAACAAGGACGACGACGACGACGACGAGCCCGUGUGGCACUUGUGCGCGUUUCCGGGCGAGUGCAACUUUAGCGGCGCCAAGCACCCGCUGCACCUCGUGUCGACAAUCCAAGCCAACGGCUUUGACGCGCUGGACUUGGCGCGAUACGCCAUUGCAGCGUCGAGCUGCCAGCCCGCACCCCGCGGUCGCUGGCUUGUCCUCUUGGACGCUGCCAAACUCGCCGCGACGGGGCCAGUCGACCUAUCGACGCACACGCCGGACUUUAUGGUGCUCUCCUUCUACAAGCUCUUUGGGUACCCCACGGGGCUUGGCGUGCUCUUCAUCAAGAGAAGCAGCCAGCACGCGCUGUCCAAGCGCUACUUUGGCGGCGGGACACUGGCCACGUCCUUGGCGUCCUCGCUACUGUCGACGCCGCGACCUGAGAUGCACCGGCAGUUUGCCGAUGGCACGCCGUCCUUUCUAAGUCUCCUCGCGUGUCGGUUUGGAUUCGCACAGCUCGAGAAAUUGGGUAUGGACGCGAUUGGUCGCCACGUCAGUGCGCUCACUGCGUACCUCGUGCGGGCGCUGACGUCGCUGCGUCACGGCAACGACCGCGCCGUGUGCGUCAUCUACGGCGACCACCACCACCGACCGGAUCUCGACCACGGGUCGAUCGUCGCGUGCAAUUUUCUUCGACAUGACGGGAGCGCUGUGGGCUACUCGGAAGUGAGCGCGCUUGCGUCGUUGCAUCAGAUUCAUCUGCGCACGGGCUGUUUUUGCAACCCUGGCGCGUGCCAAAAGCACUUGGGCUUGUCGGCCAACGCUCUCCAGACACACAUCGAGCUCGGUCACACGUGCGGCGACGCCAUGGACGUCAUUGACGGGCAGCCGACCGGCGCCGUCCGUGUCUCUGUCGGGUACAUGACCACGCAAGACGACGUCGACACGUUUCUCUCGUUCGUAUCCACGUACUUUGUCUCGGCGACAUUACCCGUCGUGCGGCAUGCGCCACCAGCGACGCCUCUCGGCGUGUACGUUGCGGCGAUCACGCUCUUCCCAAUCAAAUCGUGCGCGGGGCUCUCGGUGGCCUCGUGGCCUCUGGGGCCGCGCGGGCUCCUCUACGACCGCGAGUGGGCGAUCGUCGACCCUGUCUCGGGCAAGGCGCUUCGGCAAAAGGACACCGCGCGCCUGACGCAGAUUCGUCCAAAGAUCGACUUGGUUACGAGUGAGCUUGUGCUGCGCUGCGGCGCGCUUGCGCCACUGCGGCUGCCACUGACGUACGCGCCGUCCACACUCCAGGUCCCUCGUGCGAUUCGUCUCACCGUGUGCGCCACAGCGUGCGACGGCAGCCUGUACGACAGCCUCGUCGCAUCGUGGUGCACCAAGGCGCUCGACCGGCCGUGCACACUGGCGCGCGUUGCACCGACGGCGACGACGGCCAUUGGCUUUGCCAACGAAGCUCCGUACCUGCUGCUGUCGCGCGGCAGUGUCGCGGACAUGAAUGGCCGCAUGAAGACGCCCGUGUCGGAGGCGGUCUUCCGCGCCAACAUUGUCAUUGACGGCUGCGGCCCGUACGAAGAAGACGCGUGGAAGGGCGUGCGAGUGGGGGAGACGCGCUUCGAUGUGCUGGGGCCGUGCAGUCGCUGCAGCAUGAUCAACAUUGACCCGACGACGGGCGCCUUCUCGCCGGCGCCACUUCAAACGCUCGCGAGCUACCGCCGGGAGCGCGCCAAAAUCUUUUUUGGCCAGUUUUUGCGCCAGCAGUCGACAGCAGCGGCGAUCCUUACUGUCGGCGACCCCGUCGUUGGCGAGCGGUGACAUCCAAGGGCAGCGAGGACGAGUGCGGCAGAGCAAGGAGGACGACGCGCAACGCAGCCAAGGACAACUGCGUCGUGCCGACUUGUACGGUAUUUACACUCUGCUCUUUAACUCUUCUGUACUGUACACUACUGCGCCUAUGGUCUCGCCUUUGCUUCU
Messenger RNA from Saprolegnia parasitica CBS 223.65, 2596 nucleotides. RefSeq lists its product as hypothetical. The transcript is spliced from 7 exons. The coding region runs from base 131 to 2437 and encodes 768 amino acids. Gene Ontology annotation, biological process: Mo-molybdopterin cofactor biosynthetic process. Lineage: Eukaryota; Oomycota; Saprolegniomycetes; Saprolegniales; Saprolegniaceae. Gene Ontology annotation, molecular function: molybdenum cofactor sulfurtransferase activity; molybdenum ion binding; pyridoxal phosphate binding. The record is from RefSeq and is a predicted model, not a curated record.